Macrosiphum euphorbiae (potato aphid) is the source of this 711-nucleotide messenger RNA. Lineage: Eukaryota; Metazoa; Arthropoda; Insecta; Hemiptera; Aphididae. The record is from the annotation of a GenBank genome assembly.
AUGAAAAAGUGUCCGGAAUACAUGGACCGCAAGGUGUUCGAAUUCGGGACGGAGAAUGAGGGCCCAGGACCUGCAGCAUACGGGGCCCGGACAACGGUGGGUCGCCUGAACCGAUUGCCAACCGUAGCCGGUGCACCAGCGUGCUCGAUGCAUCAGAGGCUGGACUUAGGCAACGAGACCGAGGGGCCAGGGCCGGCAGUGUACAAUCUGGCCCAGCUGACGUACCGUGGUCGAGCCGUGGCGCCACGGUACAGCAUUGCCAAGAAACUGCCUUUCGACGGCGAUAUAGACAGCCCGGGACCGGCGGCGUACAAGCCUAGAGUCCCGGUCAAGGGUCCAGUACCCAAGAUGCUGUUUCGGAUAAACAACCCGGAUCCCGAUUACGAUUAUCCACCAAUUUUGGUUGUACACCCACCCCUUAAAAUAGGUGUGGCGGCUGCCACACCUAAUACAUGGGUUCGGCGCCACUGUGUCAACCCUGGGUCCAACGUUUCCAAGUUUCCGUCAACACUGUCACGAAAAAAGAUUACGAUGGCCAAGAAAAUCGACGAAAUCAUAGACAUCAAAUCACCCGGUCCGCCCGCAGGCAUACAAUCCCACGCUCAAGUACAAGUAUACAAAGUUAUGCCGAAUUUUUCGUUUGGGAUGUGGCGUCCCGAGAAAUUUCCACCAUUAGUGGUGUGUGGCGACGAUGUUAAAAUAAAAAAAUAA